Aspergillus saccharolyticus JOP 1030-1 is the source of this 1398-nucleotide messenger RNA. RefSeq names its product putative cellobiohydrolase (gene cbhC). The coding region runs from base 1 to 1398 and encodes 465 amino acids. The record is from RefSeq and is a predicted model, not a curated record. Gene Ontology annotation, biological process: cellulose catabolic process. Gene Ontology annotation, molecular function: hydrolase activity, hydrolyzing O-glycosyl compounds; cellulose binding. The transcript is spliced from 5 exons. Gene Ontology annotation, cellular component: extracellular region. NCBI's taxonomy places the organism in Eukaryota, Fungi, Ascomycota, Eurotiomycetes, Eurotiales, Aspergillaceae.
AUGCAUCGUGCAUUGUCUCUCGCAGGGAUAUUGCUGCCACUUGCUAUCCAGGCUCAGCAGACCCUCUAUGGUCAAUGUGGAGGUCAGGGCUAUUCCGGACUCACCAGUUGUGUGGCUGGAGCCACUUGCUCCACUGUGAAUCAAUACUAUGCUCAGUGUACGCCAGCAGCUGCUGCGGGCUCUACCGCCACCUCGAAGGCAACCACUACUUCAACCACCUUGAAGACGACCACUACGACUAAUGCUGCGGGAACGACGACCACUAAAACCUCCACUGGCAUCACCUCGGCCACUACUACAGCCAGCGCAAGUGGUAAUCCGUUCAGUGGGUACCAGCUCUAUGUGAACCCAUACUACUCAUCGGAAGUGGCGUCUCUGGCCAUCCCAUCUCUCACGGGGACCCUAUCUUCGCUUCAGGCGGCGGCAACCGCUGCAGCCAAGGUGCCAUCUUUUGUGUGGCUGGAUGUCGCAGCCAAAGUGCCUACCAUGGCUACUUACCUGGCCGACAUCAAGGCGCAGAAUGCGGCCGGAGCCAAUCCCCCCAUUGCCGGCCAAUUUGUAGUGUAUGACCUCCCUGAUCGCGACUGCGCUGCACUGGCCAGCAAUGGCGAGUACUCAAUCGCAAACAAUGGGGUUGCAAACUACAAAGCCUACAUUGACUCUAUUCGCGAGGUGUUGGUGCAGUACUCGGAUGUCCACACCAUCCUGAUCAUAGAGCCCGACAGUCUGGCCAACCUGGUGACCAACCUCAAUGUGGCCAAGUGCGCCAAUGCCCAGAGCGCCUAUCUCGAAUGUACCAAUUAUGCCCUGACUCAGCUUAAUCUCCCCAACGUGGCUAUGUACCUUGACGCCGGACACGCCGGCUGGCUCGGCUGGCCUGCCAACCAGCAACCUGCAGCCAACCUCUACGCAAGUGUCUACAAGAACGCCAGUUCCCCUGCUGCAGUGCGCGGUCUGGCCACCAAUGUCGCCAAUUACAACGCCUGGACCAUAUCUUCCUGCCCUUCAUACACCCAGGGCAACAGCGUUUGUGAUGAACAACAGUACAUCAGUGCAAUUGCCCCACUGCUGCAAGCGCAGGGCUUCAACGCUCAAUUUAUCGUCGAUACUGGCCGUAACGGUAAGCAGCCGACAGGCCAACAGGCCUGGGGUGACUGGUGCAACGUCAUUGGCACUGGAUUUGGCGUGCGCCCGACCAUCAGUACCGGCGACUCGCUCGUCGAUGCCUUCGUCUGGGUGAAGCCCGGAGGCGAGAGUGACGGUACCUCAAACAGCUCAGCCACACGAUAUGACGCCCACUGCGGCUAUAGCGAUGCCUUGCAGCCGGCACCUGAGGCGGGAACUUGGUUCCAGGCCUACUUCGUUCAGCUGCUCACAAACGCCAACCCGGCUUUCUAG